This is a messenger RNA of Chelmon rostratus (copperband butterflyfish), 1333 nucleotides long. RefSeq names its product leucine-rich repeat-containing protein 30-like. The transcript is spliced from 9 exons. Gene Ontology annotation, molecular function: protein binding. Bases 467 to 1333 code for a protein of 288 amino acids. The record is from RefSeq and is a predicted model, not a curated record. NCBI's taxonomy places the organism in Eukaryota, Metazoa, Chordata, Actinopteri, Chaetodontiformes, Chaetodontidae.
CGGCCAGAGGAAGAUCAUCCACUCCCUACGUGCUGAAAACGGACUGACAAUAACAGGAACCCCAGAGAUUCGCAGACAUGCCACCUGCUUCUACAAAGAACUCUUUAAAAAUCAGCUAAAGAGCUGGAGGAGACCAAACACAGAGCUCAAAGAGAGAGAAUACUGGACUGACGUUCAUCAGGUGACACAAACUCGUCUCCACGACGAUCAUCAUGUUGUCCUGGAGCUUCUGGAUGAGUUCAUCUAAUCCAAAGACAACAUGCUGGACUGAGUCCUCAGAGUGGACACACCUGGACGACAUCUGGACAUCUGGACAGCAGGUCUUGGCCUCUAAACAAUAGAGUAACAUCUGGAUAUCAGAGGUCCAUCAACAUCUGGGUACGUAGACAGUGGAAUUAUCAGCCAAGUCCAGAGUCUGAAUUUCUGUCUGUGAAGACAAGAGGAGGGGUCUGCAGAGAGGAGCAGGAUGGGAGGAACAGUGUGUAAGGAGGAGGUGAAGGAGGAGAAGAGGAGGAGCGUGGGGAGGGAGGACAGUCUGACAUCAGCGGACAGAAUCCGUCGAUUCACCGUCAAACAGUUUGGAUAUAACGUCCUGAGUCUCGCUCGCCGAGGACUGAAGGACGUCCCAGCUGAAUUGUGGGAGCUGUUGGAGUUGGAGAAGCUGAAUUUGUCUCUCAACAGUCUGAAGGUUCUUCCUCCUCACCUGGCGGUACUCUCCAACCUGGUGGUCCUCAACCUGUGGGGCAACCAGCUCAGCAGCCUGCCAGCAGAGAUCGGACAGCUGAGGAGACUCCGAGUUUUAUUCGCCUACAGAAACAGACUGACUGAAAUUCCUGAAGAGCUGGGAGCCUGUACACAACUGGAGGUGCUGAGUUUGGCUAACAACCAGCUGUCCUCGCUGCCUGCCUCGCUCUCCAAUCUCACCAGACUGAGGAAGCUCAACCUCAGUCACAACCACAUCGCUCAUAUCCCGGGCUGCGUUUACAACAUGAAGGCUCUGGUGUUCCUCCAUCUGGCCUGUAACCGUCUGGAGAACCUGGCGGAAAACAUCCAGGCUCUGGUGGAGCUCAAGAUCCUCAUUGUGGAGGGAAACAGUCUCCACUCUCUUCCUAAGGCCCUCUGCUGCCUUACCAGGUUGGAGUUGCUGAAUCUGGACUUUAACGACAUCAAGGACGUCCCACAGGAGAUGCACCAGUUAUUCAGACUGGAGAAGCUGGCCUGUCAUCCUUUGGAUAAAGGACUCCACAUCAUUCACAACCCACUGCUGAAGCCGGUAAAGGAGGUGCUGGAGGGGGGACUCAGUGCCCUCUUCACGUACCUGAGAGCUGGGUAG